ACGAAUAAUUUUCUUGAAUCUUGGAACUCUUAGGUCAUGUUUUUCAUUUUUCAAUUUCAUUUCGUAUAAAAAUUCGCGAAAAUAGAAGUGUAAUGGAAUAGACUUGUUAUAAUUUUUUAGUGGUUCAAUAAGAGUGAGUGUGAGCUAAUAGUCAAACUUAAAUGUGACGGAAUUUUUAAUGAAACUAACUGUUUGUCUUGUUGGAAAGGUUUUAUUUGAAUAAAAAUAAAGUGCGCUUUGCCUAUUAGGCAAACCGCUUUCAAGUGCCCUAAUGGAGUACUGUCCACCGAACGUGACCUUGUGGGAAGUAUGGAUAGAUCAUGGGAUAUCACAAUGUUUUAUGGAGACAGUUUCUGCUGGAUUGAUUGGUGGAUUUCUAGUUGUUUGUGGACUACUGCAAAUUAUUAUGUAUAAAAGAUAUGCAACAGAAGUAGUAGAUGUUAGGUCAUCAAACUUAUUUUUGGUGCAGUUGUUUUUUACACUGUUUGUACCUGUAUUGGCUGUUGUAAGGUUCCUAUUGCAGGCCUUUGUAUUUAAAGGAGGACACAUCUAUGGAUAUAUGAUAUUAGCUUUAGUGGUGAACAUUAUUGUGUUUCCACUGUCAGCGUAUUUGGCUGUGAUUGAGAGGCGGUACUUGUUGCCGUCUGUGCCCCCGAGGGGCCACGGCUUUGUGCUGCUCGUGUUUUGGGCGUUGAUCUUUAUAUCGGAAAAUUUAUCGUUCUUAAAUCUCAAUAAGGAAGGAUGGUGGUGGCAUCUGAAAGAUCUCCAAGAUCGUCUGGAAAUGUCCCUAUUCGUGGGACGAUACGUUUCUUGCAUGAUAAUGUUUAUUCUCGGCAUGAAGGCGCCGGGCAUCAUGCACCAGUUUGAAUACCUUCUUCCUGAUGAAGGAAAUCGUCGGAAUAUUCCUCCGAGGGAUGACAACAGAUCGACAUUUCGGAAUGUAUUUGUCAAGCUACGAGCGCUUCUGCCAUUCCUCUGGCCGAAGAAAAGUCUAUGCCUACAGAUUUACGUUUUCAUUUGCAUCCUGGCACUGGUCGCUGGACGUGUGAUAAAUCUGUAUGUGCCUAUAUAUAACAAAAUGAUAGUUGACAGUUUGUCAAUACCUCCAUUGCUGUUCCGGUGGGAUCUGGUCGUUAUUUAUGUAUUCUUCAAGUUCCUGCAAGGCGGCGGUACGGGCGGCAUGGGUCUGUUGAACAAUUUGCGCUCCUUCCUAUGGAUCAGAGUCCAGCAGUAUACUACUAGGGAGUUACAGCUAGAGCUAUUCCGGCAUUUGCACGACUUGCCUCUUAAAUGGCAUCUGUCGAGGAAGACUGGAGAAGUUCUGAGAGUAAUGGACCGCGGCACAGAUUCCAUAGACAAUCUUCUGUCAUACAUACUGUUCUCUAUAACGCCGACGAUCAUAGACAUUAUUGUAGCGGUGGUGUACUUCAUUACUGCGUUCAAUGUUUGGUUUGGACUCAUCGUGUUCUCUACUAUGGUGCUUUAUAUAAUCGCGACAAUAGCAGUGACAGAAUGGCGAACAAAGUUCCAGCGCCGAAUGAAUCUGGCGGACAACGAACAAAAGGCGCGUUCUGUCGACUCCCUCCUCAACUAUGAGACCGUCAAAUACUACGGCGCGGAGAGUUACGAAGUGUACGCUUACAAGGACGCCAUUUUGAAUUUCCAGAAAGAAGAGUUUAAAUCCCUUAUCACCCUCAACAUGCUCAACACAAUGCAGAAUAUUAUAAUCUGUGUCGGUCUCAUGGCGGGUUCCCUCCUGGCUAUCUCGAUGGUGGUCCGGACAUACGAGUUGACAGUCGGUGACUACGUGCUGUUUGCGUCCUAUAUCGUUCAGCUGUAUGUCCCGCUCAAUUGGUUCGGCACUUAUUAUAGGGCUAUACAAAAGAACUUUGUAGACAUGGAGAACAUGUUCGACCUUAUGCGGGUAGACUCGGACGUGUGUGACGCGCCCGGCGCGCCGGAGCUACUGGUGGGGCGGGGCGGGGUCGAGUUCAAGCACGUGUCGUUCGGCUACGGGCCCGAGAGACUGGUGCUGAACAACGUCAGCUUCAGGGUGGCUCCCGGCUCCACUGUUGCCUUGGUCGGACCGAGCGGGGCGGGAAAAUCCACAAUAGUGCGGCUAUUGUUCAGAUUCUACGACGUGAACGAGGGCGCCGUACUCGUGGACGGGCAGAACGUGCGUACCGUAACGCAGGCGUCGCUGCGCGCCAGCAUCGGAGUGGUGCCGCAGGACACCGUGCUCUUCAACAACACCGUCAGAUACAACAUACAAUAUGGCAGACAGAGUGCAACCUCAGCGGAUAUCAUUUCGGCGGCAAAGAAUGCGGACAUCCACGACAGAAUACUGACAUUCCCAGAUGCGUAUGACACUCAGGUUGGUGAAAGAGGUCUCCGUCUCAGUGGUGGCGAAAAGCAGAGGAUAGCGAUAGCGCGAACUUUACUCAAAGACCCCGCUAUAGUUCUACUAGAUGAAGCCACUUCUGCACUUGAUACCAACACCGAGAGGAAUAUUCAGGCCGCAUUAGCGCGUGUAUGUGUGAACAGGACAACGCUAAUAAUAGCUCACAGACUGUCGACCGUCAUACACGCCGAUGAGAUUCUGGUACUCAAGGACGGGGAAAUCAUUGAGAGAGGAAAUCACGAAGACUUGUUAACACAAGCCGGUUUCUACGCGUCAAUGUGGCAACAACAGUUGGAGAACAGAAACAGUGCGACAAACGAGAACAGUGCUGAAGGCAACAACAACAACAAUGCGAGAACGUCGAGCCAACAAAAUGGCGUCGGCGCUUAUGGUCACGGCCACGGUCAUGGUCAUGGCCAUGGUCAUUGAUUUGAUUAAUACGCCACUUAAAAUGGCUACGAUAUGAACAGAGCCAGUAAUCAUGUGUAUGCCAUUUAUUAGUCAUUGUAAAUAAAUAAAUUCGUGGUGCAUUGGCAACAAAUGUUUAAACAAAACAUUAAAUAGCUGAAUAGAUAGCACAGCUUUCUGGUAUAGUGCAACAUAAAAGAGUAGAAAAUAAUAGGCUAGUUGACGCUUUUUUUUAAUGAUAUUAUACAGUUCAUUAUCAGUCUACUAGACUGAAAUUUAUUUUCCAUAUAUUUUUUCAUGAAAAUUUUAGUUUUUAAAUAUGGUUUUGACAAUACGAGCCAAAACGCAUGUCGGUCAUGACAGUCUAUAUUUCAGCUGUUUCAUGACGUCACUACAAUAAAUCCCAUACAAAUGGAGCGUUUGACAAACAUAUUAGUUAACAAUUAGUCCGACGUUUAGUACAUCAAGUGUGUUAGUGACGUCACAACAUGGACAACAGCGUUUUUGACGUUUGGAAAAUUUGAAAAAGCACGUGUUACUUAAAUUAAAUUUUAAAAGAAAUCCUUAACUUUUAUUGAUAGAUAUUUCGGAUCCCUAUUCCGUGUACUAUACGAAAUUAAUAUUGUUUAUAUUAAAUUUGAUAUGAGUCAACUACCCUAUUGAGGGCGCUGUAGUCACUUAUUGUAGUUCAUACGGUAACCCUGUGUUCUGACAUCCAGUUGGACUGCAACUACCUUGAUACUUGAUAAUAAUUGAUAUUUUAUAUUCUAUACCUAGAUCACAUUAUCUUCUUAUUUUAAAUAAGAUGGUCUGAUGAAAAUUAUAUUACUAUCUAAUAUAAAUAAAAUAAUCUAUACUAAUAUUAUAGGGCUGAAUAGUUUGUUUGUUUGUUUGCUUGAACAUGCUAAUCUCAGAAACUACUGGUCCGAUUUCUAAAAUUCUUCCAGUGACAGAUAGCCCAUUUAUCGAGGAAGGCUAUAUGCCUACGAGCGGCGUCAGCUAAUAAAAUAUAUUUAAUUAUAAAUAAAUAGAUUUACUUAAAUCACUAUCUAGCCUGAAGUAAGUACUAAGAUAGCUGAUUUCAUGAUAUACAUUUAUACAUUUAAAACAAAGAACUAACAUCUUACAUCAAUAAUAUUCAUUGUAAUGCGUCUCGUAAUUAUCCAAAUUUCCGAUAUGAUUUUAGUAAUUACAUACAAUUAUCAAUAAUAAUUGAUCGCUCUAUAGUGACAGAUCUUUGUAAUAAUGACAGUAAAUGUGGUGUUCCCACACAGCGAGUUUAUUAAUUUCUACUCUUUUAUGUUGCAUUAUACUGUGAUAUGCCUUUAUUUACAUUUAUAGUUCCUGUAUAUAAUUUUUCACUCCUAGGCCUAUAGUAGACUUUAUAUUGUCUUGCUCGUUUUUUUACAGUAUAUGUCAUAACAAAUAGCGAAAGUCUUUUACAUACGUUGUUCAUACAGUCGUUCACGACGUUAUUAUUUUUUUCUUUACGAGUUAGCCCUUGACUACAGUUUCACCUGAUGGUACAUGAUGAUGCGACUUAAGAUGAAAGCGGGCUAACUUGUUAGGAGGAGGAUAAAAAUCCACAUCCCGUUCGGUUUCUACACGAUAUAGUACCGGAACGCUAAAACGUUUGGCGGUACGUCAUUGCCGGUAGGGUGGUAACUAGUUACGGCCGAAGCCUCCCACCAACAAGACCUGGACCAAUUAAGAGAACCUCAAUCAGCCCAGCCGGGGAUCGAACCCAGGACUUCCAUCUUGUAAAUCUACUGAGCAUACCACUGCGGCACGGAGACCGUCAAAAAAAACGUAUACCGUGUGAAUAUUCACUCAAUGUAUGUGAGUAGAAUACAAUGCAUUAUGACCUUUCGAUACACCGUGCGUGAUUAUGCUCAAUGCAAAGUUUUAGGUAUCAGCGGGAACGUAGCGACGCAGCGGGUGUGCAUCACCCCGCGCGCGUCACUUUCCCAAUCAACUUCGCUUCACGCAUCUUGAUUCUAACGAACUUUAUGAUGUACCACCUGUCUAUAGCGACACCCCACAGGUAUAUUCCGCGCCACGAAACAAGUCCCGUUGAUGCGGCGCUAAUGUCUUAAUGGCGCCCAUUGUCAUUUGGUAAUGGCAGUCGUAUUGUCAUUUCUGUAAGGUGCUGUCAAUUUUAGUUCAGGUUUUAGCCGUGGGACUUCUUACGUGGCGCGGAGUCUAGUUUCUGAGACGUCAAAUGUUUGCAAUGUUGUAUUCCUCACUAAGUUGCUUGAACUUUAAAUUCGAUAUUGAGGGACGUAUAGGUAUAAUACGGGUCUUAAAGUCGAACAAAGCUAGGUUUCGCAUGAGGUUUUUUUUUUAUUUUUCUGGUUAAUAUAGUGUGCAGCUAUUUAGGGCAAGACAAACUUAUGACUUACCAAUUUAUUAUUCUUAUGAUCUUGCGAUAUGGUGUGAUUGGUUAAUUUCUCAUUUCACAUUUCAUUUGUUUUCAUAAAUUCGUUUGAACUUUUUGAUAAAACUAUUUGUUAUUUGUGAAAAGUUGUCCAAUAAUUUGUGAACUGUCGGACGAAAUAAAAAUUGGACCAAUCGCAAUUAAAACGAUUUUUGAAUUCAAACUGAAUAUAUAUGUAUAAUAUGUAUAAAGUAGGUAUUUAUAUAAAUUUGGGGUGCUAAUAUUGGAAUCUGGUUGGAACAAAAUCACAGACAUACUUUAUUGUGAGGAUUUGGUAUUUGGAUUUUUUUAUAUAUAUAUUUAGGAAAUAUCUUGCAUCACUAUAAAUAAAUACGUUAAAGCCUAGUCUACACUGUGAGUGAUCACUAACCAUACAUUUUGUAAAUAAAAUAAAUUGAUGUAGUAAUUAUUACAUUUUAAAACAUGUUAAAUUAAGGCCAUUUUGCUUUACAAUUACGAGCGUCCAAUACAUUUUGUCUCUCUUAUAGAGAUCAAAAUGUAGUGUAUACGUAAUUAAUAUUCACAUCUUAUUCCUAGUAAAAUAGAAAAUGCAUAUAGCUUACUAUUGUGAUAUUUUCUGACAUUAAUAAAAUGCAAUGCAAUAAAUUAUCACAAGAUAAUAUAGUAUGAGCCAAUCUUCUUGUUCAUUCUGGCAUUUCCCGCUGGAAUAUGUUUUUGUACACUGCGCAUAUUAUAACCCCGCUGGGAUAUGUUUUUGUACACUGCGCAUAUCAUAACCCUUGCUGGGAUAUGUUUUUGUACACUGCACAUAUCAUAACCCCGCUGGGAUAUGUUUUUGUACACUGCGCAUAUCAUAACCCUUGCUGGGAUAUGUUUUUGUACACUGCACAUAUCAUAACCCCGCUGGGAUAUGUUUUUGUACACUGGACAUAUCAUAACCCCGCUGGGAUAUGUUUUGUACACUGCACAUGUUAUAGCCCCGCUGGCGUAUGUUUUUGUACACUGCGCCAUUAUAACCCCGCUGGGAUAUGUUUUUGUACACUGCACAUAAUAUAACCCCGUUGGCACAUGCUUUUGUACACUGCACAUAUGAUAAACCCACUGGGAUAUGUUUUUGUACACUGCACAUAUUAUAAACCCGCUGGGAUAUAUUAUGUUUUUGUACACUGCGCUAUUAUAACCCCGCUGGGAUAUGUUUUUGUACACUGCACAUAAUAUAACCCCGUUGGCACAUGCUUUUGUACACUGCACAUAUGAUAAACCCACUGGGAUAUGUUUUUGUACACUGCACAUAUUAUAAACCCGCUGGGAUAUGUUACGUUUUUGUACACUGUGCUGUUAUAACCCCGCUGGGAUAUGUUUUGUACACUGCACAUGUUAUAGCCCCGCUGGGAUAUGUUUUUGUACAUUGCGCAAGUUCUCAUGUUCAGAGGGGACUAGAAUAUUGGCGCAUACUGUACACUUGUGUACAAUCCUAACUGUAAGCUAAAAGUCGCCACAUAGAACAAAACGAGUUAUAAUAUAAUUAUUCUAUUGCAAAGCAAUUAUCCAUUGAGAGUGUUUUGUCAGAUCUAUUAGGCAUAACCGUUGUGUCCCACAGAUUUGUCAGAUUUACGUUGAAAAUAGCAAAAUAAUUUGGUUCUUAUUUCAUAAAUAGUCUUAAAAUAUUAUAAAAAAAAAUUGGCCUCCCGCUGUCUUACGCUUAGAUCUUUUAAACUACGUAACGGAGCAUCAUUGGAUAGAGAGUGAUUUAAGAGGAAGAUUUAUACAAUUACAUUGUUUUCUACGCGGACGUCGAGUCAUGGGCCACCAUUUUUACCUUGGGUAGGUACAAACAAAUUUAAAAAAUCAAAAAAAUAUUCUUCCGCAAUACAGGCUCGUAACUAAUCCUCAGGGUAAUCAGUGAGUUUUAUAAUCUAAGCAGUACUGACGACUGCCGCUAAUGUGCAAUAAAAUGAAAAAAAUAUGAAAUACCAUCGAUGUAAUAUCUAAUUAUCCGUAUUUGUUGUAACUACUAUGAAAUCGAAUAUUUAUAAUUAUAACAUGUUGUACAGAAUUUUGUAAACCAAUCAGUCCAUCAUUUUUAACAGUUUGCGUUGUGGUUGUUACCAUAUAGUACCUAUUAGUAUUAUAAUUUUUGUGACGGAAAAUGAUUUUUAGUAUAUAAUUUCAAUGAUUAUUAAAUGUUUUUUUUAGACGGUUC
Molecule: messenger RNA, 7410 nt
Organism: Bicyclus anynana (squinting bush brown)
Lineage: Eukaryota; Metazoa; Arthropoda; Insecta; Lepidoptera; Nymphalidae
Gene: Hmt-1
Product: ATP-binding cassette sub-family B member 6
Exons: 17
Coding region: 272-2830 (852 amino acids)
Biological process (GO): heme transport; transmembrane transport
Cellular component (GO): membrane
Molecular function (GO): heme binding; ATP binding; ATP hydrolysis activity
Source: RefSeq, a predicted model, not a curated record